AAAAAGAACUUUUCUUUGGGAAAUCUGUGGCUUCCUCUUCUCUUUCUCGCUCUCUCCUUCUCGUCAGAAUAUAUAUCCCUAUAUAUAUAUCUGCCCCGACUGCUUGUUUAUUAUCGUGCCCAAUAAUCAUCAUUUGACUUCCAAAAAAUGGCGGGAAUUGAAAACGUUACCAACACUGUCCCCUCGUUCGAAGAUGCGGAUUCGGAGUAUGCUUGGGAAUACACUCGCAACGGAGACUACGACGAAGCCGACGACGCCGACGACAACUGCUCGUUGUUCAGCGUUGAAACCUGUUCCUCGGCAUCCUCAAUAUCCCGCUCCUCAAACACCGCCAACUACCGCUUCGAAAACAACCGACGAUACCAGUCGUUCCGUGAGGACUGGCCAUUGCCGAACGAUGAGCAAGAGCAAGAUCGCAUGCAGAUACUCGAUCAGAUGCUGUCUCUACGGUUAAAUCAACAGUUACACUUGGUUCCCCUGGAGCAGCCCAAGAGGAUCUUGGAUGUUGGUACCGGAACAGGUGUUUGGGCGAUCGAUAUGGCCGACAAGUUUCCGAACGCUCGGAUCAUCGGCACGGAUCUCUCCCCGAUCCAAGUGGCCGGUCCCGUCAACUGCACUUUCGAGAUCGAAGACGCGAACGACGAGUGGCUGUACCCUCCCAACUACUUUUCGCUAGUUCACAGCAGGUUUCUGCUGGGCGGAAUCAACGACUGGCCCACAUUUUUCUCGGAAGCUUACAGAACCUUACACCCCGGGGGCUGGCUCGAGCUUCAAGACGAUCCAGGCAAGCUAUACACGGACAACGCCUCGACGCCGCUAUCCACGCUGGCCAUCACGCGCGCCACCAGCUGCUUCUCGUCCUUCCUCACCAGCCAGGGCCGCGCUAGCGGCGAGGAACUCUUCACCUUCGAUGCGCUCAUGCGCGCCGCCGGCUUCGUGGACGUCGAACUGACCCGCCACAACAUUCCGCUCGGUGCUUGGUCGAAGGAAAGCGCCACCGAGCAGGAGAUCGGUACCCUGAAUAUGCUCAGCGCUCUCGAGGGCGUCGAUGCGUAUAUAUUUGCGUGCGUGGACCCGGGCGAGGCGGAGGCCCUCGCCAGACAGGCGAAGAGGGAUAUCACAAACAAGAAAUUGGAGCUGUACACGACUUUCGUGGUGCUGAAAGGAAGAAAACCAGUGGGCUGCGAGACUUUACCCGCAGUCCACCCAUGACCCCCCCUUCCACCCUCCCUUCACCCUUCAUUUCCCUACUUCCUACCUAUUCCUUUUCACUUUCUCCUUUUCUCCUUCUCUCUUUUCUAUAGAUGGAUACCGGUGUUUUG
This is a messenger RNA of Tricharina praecox, 1322 nucleotides long. RefSeq names its product S-adenosyl-L-methionine-dependent methyltransferase. Gene Ontology annotation, molecular function: methyltransferase activity. The coding region runs from base 148 to 1212 and encodes 354 amino acids. The record is from RefSeq and is a predicted model, not a curated record. The transcript has 10 exons. NCBI's taxonomy places the organism in Eukaryota, Fungi, Ascomycota, Pezizomycetes, Pezizales, Pyronemataceae.